AUGAAAUUUCGCAUGGAUGAUUAUGUGGAUCGCAUGCUGAGUGAGUUUCCAGUCAAGUUUAAGGACAAUGAGGUCCAGGAGACAACAGCCGGAAAUAACCUACUGGAGAAAGGUAAAGGGGCACCGCUUGAGAAGGAACGACAUGAAGUGUUCCAUUCAUUUGUUGCCAAAUCGUUAUUUUUGUCCAAACGUGCUUGUCUGGACAUCAGUCCGACAGUAUCGAUUUUAGCAUCAAGGGUGCAAUCUCCGAAUCUGAGUGAUUGGCAUAAACUAGUACGAUUGAUGAGAUACAUUCAUUCUACAAAAGGAUGGCAUCUAACAUUGAGCGCUGAUGAUUUGCGCGUGAUUAAGUGGUAUGUCGAUGCAUCAUUUGCUGUUCAUCCAGACUUCAAAAGUCAUACUGGAGCUGUGAUGACAAUGGGCACUGGAGCAGUGCAAGCAAUUACACAAAAGCAGAAAUUGAAUUGUGACAGCAGUACACAUGCUGAACUAAUUGGAGUCCAUGAUGCAAUGUCAACUAUUUUGUGGACCCGCUUAUUUAUGGAAGAACAAGGUUACCCAAUCGAGAAGAAUAUACUAUACCAAGAUAACAAGAGUUUGAUCCUACUUGAAACGAAUGGGAGAUCGAGCGCCGGAAAAAGGAGCCGUGAGCUAAACAUCCGGUAUUUCUUUGUGACAGAUCAAGUCAAAUUGGGCAACAUUAGUAUUGAACACAUGCCAACUGAUGAAAUGUGGGCAGAUUACAUGAUAAAGCCUUUUCAGGGCAAAAAGUUUCGCAAAUUCCGGGCUGUAAUUCAAGGUGACCAGGAUUAG
This is a messenger RNA of Cylindrotheca closterium, 813 nucleotides long. The record is from the annotation of a GenBank genome assembly. Lineage: Eukaryota; Bacillariophyta; Bacillariophyceae; Bacillariales; Bacillariaceae.